GGCAUGUAUAAUUUGACCAUUUAUGGCGGGAAGAAUGUCAGAAAGAGGGGUGCCGUUACAAGCCAUUGUCUCCAUAAAAUAUGUUGGCGGCACAUUUGUUCUUCAUCUUUCUUUGCUUUGCUGUCCCCCCUGGGGCAGUAUGAACACUGGCUCUAUUAUCCAGAAUAUCAGGAACCACAGGCACCGGAACCAUUACCUACUCAGCCACCUGAUACCACGACAAAGGUCUACAUAAGGCUGGCAGGGGAGAAACGCAAGCACAAUGAGGGGAGAGUGGAGAUUUACUACAAUGGACAAUGGGGGACUGUCUGUGAUGAUGAUUUCUCCCUCUAUGCUGCCCAUAUAGUGUGCAGAGAUCUGGGCUAUUCAGAGGCAAUAUCAUGGUCACCCGGCUCCAAAUAUGGCAAAGGAGAAGGCAUGAUCUGGCUGGACAAUGUGCACUGCACUGGAAGAGAGCGAAGUAUUGCAGCCUGCCGUUCCAAUGGAUGGGGAGUCUCAGAUUGCAAGCACAGUGAGGAUGUUGGGGUACAGUGCAGCGAUCGAAGGCUCCCUGGAUUCAAAUUUAACAAUGAGCUGGUGGGACGGUUAGAGGAGCUGAAUAUUCAGGUGGAAGAUUUGCGUAUACGGCCCAUCCUGUCUGCCUACCGUAAGCGUGUGCCAGUGACUGAGGGCUAUGUGGAGGUAAAGGAAGGGGGGACAUGGAAACAAAUGUGUGACACUCAGUGGAACAGCAAAAAUAGUCGGGUGGUGUGCGGCAUGUUCGGCUUUCCUGCGGAUAGGAAAUAUAACGUCAAGGUGUACAAGAUGUUUGCGUCUCGUAAAAAGCACACCUAUUGGCAGUUUUUCCCAAACUGCACUGGGAAUGAGGCUCACCUCUCUGCCUGUAAAGUUGGAGGGAGGGUUUCCUCAGAUCUGAAAACCAACCAGACCUGCACAGAUGGCACCCCCGUUGUGGUGAGCUGCACCCCAGGAAGAGCUUUUGCCCCAAGUCCUUCCAUAGGCUUUAGAAAAGCUUUCCGUCAAGAGCAACCACUGGUCCGCCUCAGGGGAGGAGCAAAUAUUGGAGAAGGACGUGUCGAGGUCCUAAAGAAUGGCGAGUGGGGGACAGUCUGUGAUGAUAAGUGGGACUUGGUGUCUGCCAGUGUAGUCUGUAGAGAACUUGGAUUUGGCAGUGCCAAGGAAGCCAUGGCAGGGGCACAGCUGGGUCAAGGAAUGGGCAAUAUCCACAUGAGUGAGGUUUGCUGUAACGGGUUUGAGAAGUCGCUCAUAGAUUGCAAGUUUAAUGCUCACUCUCCGACAUGUAACCAUGAGGAAGAUGCAUCUGUUAGGUGCAAUGUACCAGCAAUGGGCUUCCAAAACCAGGUGCGUCUCAGUGGUGGACGCAAUCCCAGUGAAGGGCGGGUAGAGGUGCUGAUGGAGAACAAUGGCACCCUCAAGUGGGGAACGGUGUGCAGUGACAACUGGAGCACAAUGGAGGCAAUGAUAGUGUGUCGCCAACUUGGAUUAGGUUUUGCUAGCCAUGCAUUUCAGGAGACCUGGUAUUGGCAAGGCGAUGUAUCUGCAGAUGAUGUCAUCAUGAGCGGAGUAAAGUGUUCUGGCACUGAGAUGUCAUUGUCACAUUGCAGGCACGAUGGAGCAAACAUCAACUGCCCAAAAGGGGGAGGACGAUUUGCUGCAGGAGUGUCCUGUGCAGAGACUGCCUCUGAUCUUGUCCUGAAUGCCCAAUUGGUGGAGCAGACCACAUAUCUGGAGGACAGACCCAUGUUCAUACUGCAGUGCGCCCAUGAGGAACAUUGCCUCUCAUCUUCAGCUGACAAAACCAGUCCUACUACUGGUGUCCGUCGUCUCCUACGCUUCAGUUCACAGAUACACAACAACGGACAGGCUGACUUCAGGCCUAAGAAUGGGCGCCACACAUGGGUGUGGCACGAGUGUCAUCGACACUAUCACAGCAUGGAAGUGUUCACUCACUAUGACUUGUUGAGCUUAAAUGGGACCAAGGUUGCCGAGGGCCACAAGGCCAGUUUCUGUCUGGAAGACUCAGAGUGUGAAUCAGAGAGCCAAAAGCAGUUUGUGUGUGCCAAUUUCGGGGAGCAAGGAAUCAGUGUUGGCUGCUGGGACAUCUACAGACACGAUAUAGAUUGCCAGUGGAUUGAUAUUACAGAUGUGGCCCCAGGAGAUUAUUUCUUUCAGAUUAUCAUUAACCCCAAUCAAGAAGUGGCUGAAUCUGACUAUACCAAUAAUAUCAUGAAAUGCCGCUGCAGAUAUGAUGGUCAACGAAUAUGGAUGUACAACUGCCAUAUAGGUGGAUCAUACAGCAUUGAGACGGAAGAGAAAUUUGAGCAUUACAGCGGCCUCAUCAAUAAUCAGCUCUCCACCCGGUAGAAAGCUCAAGAUUUCCCUCAUCCGAAAGAGGACAGAACCAAUAUCCAUAUACUUCUACAACCAGCAGCACCUUGGGGACAUCACCACCUGAUUACAGCACAACCUCCUCCUACUGCAAGGAGCAGGAAUGCAUUAAUCCCUAGUUAUUUUUACAUUCCUGGUACCCUUAAAGCAGCCCUGACAGAACUCCUAGUGUAUAUGAGGUGGUUUACAGCCAUUGUCUGCUUUACCUUUAGAAUGUAUCAUGGUAUGCAUAGCCACUGUGUUAUUGUCCACAUUCCAUGCAUUGACAAGAUGUCUAGGGACAGAGGACACUGAGAUCCCACAGCCUUGUAUUGUAUUCAGAAGAAUGUCUGUCUGAAUCUGAGAAUUCCCCCAGAGGAAAUGAAAAUCAAAACACAUGACACAUUAAUUUAUACAGGAUUUUGGCAUGACUCACAUGCUUUCUUAAAGUGCACAUCACAAUUCAAUAAUAUUUCCUACCCACACAGUAAUGGGAAGGUUACUAAUGUAACUAUUUAUUCAGAUAAAAUGAGGUGUGCACUAUUUGGCUCAUGUUUUACUCAUAUAGGGUCCACACCUAUGUAACACGCUGGCCUUGUCCCCCUACCCCUUCUUGGACUAUUGCACACAAUAUUAAUAUCCACUUGGCAUUUUGGUGCUAUUCUUUUUGUGCCAGUGGCACCAACAGCACUUUUCUAUUACACAAAUGUAAUGUUUUAUAUGUUGUGCUAUAAAUAUUGAGUGUUUUGUCCGUAUUAUCCUAGUGGUAGGUCUGAACCAGAUCUGCAUUAAACAAUUAAUGCAUCUCUUACUCAGUGUGGCAAACCGGUUCUGGAUUCAAUUCUCAAGGAGAAACACAUUUUUCAAUCUUCCUUCUCUCUUUGAAUGGUAGAUCAACAGAACCUAGACCACUGUGGGUCCUUGAUAACUGAUUCAAGAUACUCUGGCCUUGCUGCUAACUCACAGUCAGAGUGAGCAUUCUGGAAACGUGUUCCUCAUAAUAACAUUUUGUGAGCAUUUUAGCACUGAACCAUGUCACGCCAUCCAUUCCAAUAACAGUUACUUACAUACAUGAGUGUGUGUGUGUGUAACCUUUCCCUCUUCAGAGUGAAAAACAUUUAUCUGCAAGGAUUCUCUCUUUUCCUCUGCAUCUCUACAUAGACACUAUAAUUGCCCCCACCUCACACCCUACAGUACAUUCUAGCUACUGGAAAUGGGAAGGGUGGGACUCUGUACACUACAGUGAUUGUUUUUGAAGGCUGCAGUAGUUUCACUCUGAAUUAUUGCAAUGUAUAUAGAAACAUCAAAAAAAAGUGUUAUCUUCAAUAUUUUUUAUAAAUAGCGAGCAAAUAGACAACACCUUAGGUUGUGUUUGUUCUAGGUUUUAUAUGCAUUCCAGAACAGUAAUUUAUUAAUUGUAAAAAUUGCUGUUUUCCAUACAUUUAUGUGCUAACGAUAUAUUAGUUUAUAGGCAUUAUAACCACAUCAUUGCAUUGAAAUAGCUAUGGUCCCAGUACAGUAUCAAAUAGUUUCUAAUAGUUUUUAAUUUGUAUAAGCUGCCCACAGCAGCGGAAGAAUUAGGCAGGUCAGCAGUGAUAGACUGAGUGCACCAGCUGAAUGCUUUCAGCCCAUCAAUGGCAUGAGUUGGUGUAGCUAAUGCAGGUUACACUAUGCCUUAGCCAUACUCCAGCAGGGGGAGUUUGACACUUGACAGAGGGAUGGUGCCAAGGGACUGCAGGAACCAAAACAACUUCCAUGAGAUGGUGUGGUUAUUGUUCCUAGAGUGUAACUGUAAUGAAAAAAAAACUUUGUAUUGAAGAAGUUGAGUGCAAGAGCCAUCGGAUUGCAUAGAAACCUAGAGGUGCUCACAGCAAACUGAAAGAAAGAUGAAUCACUCACAAAAAGUCUUACGAGGAACACUGUAGCCCAGUGACAGACAUACUCUGUAGCGAGCAGCUCUACAGCUAUGCAAUAUAAGCUAUAUGUGGCCUGUAAGCUGGGAUGUACAGAAAUGCUCUGUAUUCAUAUCCUUUAUAGGGAAUAAGAUGUUGUGUGUACACAUCUCCCUUCUGUGGGACGUACUCUGUGGUGUUUGCUUAUUCAGUAUGUGAAAAGUGCCUUGAAUGCCAUAUAUUCUGCUCCCAGCAAGCGGACUGCUAUAGGACAGCAGGACACAUAGUACUGUGCAUCCACUUCACAAUCAAAGCAUUUAGCAAACCAAGUUCUUCUAAAUCAUUACCGUUUUUGUUUUGUGCCAUUUUCAUUUUCUUUAAGAGGUGCACUAAGCAGUGCUCUUGUCCAGUAUGCGCCUCAAUAUAUGUCUAGGAAUAAAUAAGUUAUUACUAUUUAACCACGUUGCACUCACUUCCCUGCUAUUCUGCAUGUGUUCAUACCAACCAAAAGCUUGAUGAAUUAUCCAAGAGCUGCAUGUGUGACAAAAGACAGGUGCAAUUUUACAGAGACUACGGAGCACCUAGAUGAGGCUUGGUUUGAAAACGUCUAGUUUUCCCCCUCCAUAAAAAUGAUGAGAUAAUUGGGGAAAUAAAAGUUUUGAGCAGA
Molecule: messenger RNA, 4947 nt
Organism: Pelobates fuscus (common spadefoot toad)
Lineage: Eukaryota; Metazoa; Chordata; Amphibia; Anura; Pelobatidae
Gene: LOXL2
Product: lysyl oxidase like 2
Biological process (GO): peptidyl-lysine oxidation; collagen fibril organization
Cellular component (GO): membrane
Molecular function (GO): protein-lysine 6-oxidase activity; copper ion binding
Source: RefSeq, a predicted model, not a curated record